Messenger RNA from Alnus glutinosa, 1024 nucleotides. RefSeq lists its product as uncharacterized. NCBI's taxonomy places the organism in Eukaryota, Viridiplantae, Streptophyta, Magnoliopsida, Fagales, Betulaceae. The transcript has a single exon. Bases 296 to 733 code for a protein of 145 amino acids. The record is from RefSeq and is a predicted model, not a curated record.
UCCUCCGAUUUCCUCCCAUCUCUCUCUUACUCUACUUCUCUCUCUCUCUCUCUCCUUCUUCUCAAUCUCUUGCGAGAUUCUGAGCGCAGCAUAUUCGAUCCCUUACCUUCCUUUUCCCUUUCAAUUUUUUUUUUUUUUUUUGGGAAUUUUAAAUUUUAAAUUUUUUUACCGAUUUAUUUAGGGCAAUUUUAUACUUUUACCCCUUAUUUUCCAACCUAUUAAAUUUUGCCCAGUUUGUUUGUGUGGUAGCGUUUGGUGCUUAGCUGCUGACGUGGGAUGCACCCAAAACGGCACCAUGAACACCAAAACGAUGCGCCUUCCUCCCCGUCGCGUGUUGACGCCCAAUGCCAUAAACAACAAGCGCAAGGACAGAGAGGAAUUCGAUGCCCUCAAGCCGCCGCCGCCGCCGACGAAACUGCCCAAGCCGGAUGCGCCGCAAGCCGAGCCGAUCAGCCCGUCUAAUCAGCUCCUGGCUGGGUACCUGGCCCACGAGUUCCUCACCAGAGGUACGUUGUUCGGUCAACCGUGGGAUCCAGCCAAAAACGAGGUCCCUCCGGUGUCGCCGCCGAAGAAGAGAGCGAAGCCGAGCCGGAACGGCGAAGCGGAGCCGAGCGUUGGACAGCUGGAGGAUUACCAAAGGUACGUGGAAGUAGCAAGUUUGCUGAAAAUGGAUGGGGCCCACCUACCUGGCAUUGUGAACCCCACACAGCUCGCUGGCUUCUUGCAGUUGUGAUGCGUGGAGCGACUCUAUUGGUUCCUCCAAAUUACAACAACAAAAAAAAGAAGAGAGAAAAAUCUUCUAUUUUUUUUUUUAAUUUAAUUCACCACCCCCCCCCCCCCCCCCCUUUUUUUUUUCCUCUUUUCAUUAACUUUUUGUUAACUUAAAUAGUUUGUAUUCAUGUAUUUAAUAUGCAUGAGGCAUGCAUGCAUUCAUGCGAAUCUGAUCCUUCUGUGUGAAUAUUAAGACUAAGAAGCAUGCUUAGAAAGACAUGCAUAUCGGAUUCCAUGAACAAAUUUUGUGUAA